Musa acuminata AAA Group (dessert banana) is the source of this 1310-nucleotide messenger RNA. RefSeq names its product NAC domain-containing protein 22-like. The record is from RefSeq and is a predicted model, not a curated record. The transcript has 3 exons. NCBI's taxonomy places the organism in Eukaryota, Viridiplantae, Streptophyta, Magnoliopsida, Zingiberales, Musaceae. Bases 38 to 916 code for a protein of 292 amino acids. Gene Ontology annotation, biological process: regulation of DNA-templated transcription. Gene Ontology annotation, molecular function: DNA binding.
AUCAAAGGGAGCGAACAAGAGAGAAGAGGUGCAAAGCAUGGAGAGAGGUGGAUCGGGGCUCGAUCUCCCUGGCUUCAGAUUCCACCCCACGGAGGAAGAGCUCCUAGACUUCUACCUCAAGCGGAUGGUGCUUGGAAAGAAGCUUCAGUUCGAUGUCAUCACCUCCAUCAAUCUCUAUCGCCAUGAGCCUUGGGAGCUCCCAGGGUUGGCCAGGAUGGGGGAGAGGGAGUGGUACUUUUACGUUCCGAGGGACCGCAGGCAAGCCAGUGGCGGACGGCCGAGCCGAACGACGGAGCGGGGGUUCUGGAAGGCGACCGGGUGCGACCGGCCGGUGCGCAGCGCCACGGACCCCAAGCGGCUCAUCGGCCUCAAGAAGACGCUGGUGUACUACGAGGGCCGGGCGCCUCGCGGCUCCAAGACCGACUGGGUCAUGAACGAGUACCGCCUCCCCGACCCGCCGCCGAGCUCCUCCGACGCAACACCCAAGGAGGACAUAGUGUUGUGCAAGGUAUACCGGAAGGCGACGUCAAUGAAGGAGCUGGAGCAGCGGGCGGCGGCCAUGGAAGAGGACAUGAACUCUGGGUCGUCGAUGACGGACUCGUCGCCGGGGUGGCCCGAUCAGGACAGCUUCCAGCUGGGACCACCAGCAGGCGUGGAUGACGUUAUCCUGAUCGAGGACACGGAGGAGGAGAAGAUGGCAGCGGCAGUGGCAGCAGCCGCGGCGGAAUUAAUGGAGGAGAAAGAAGAGGUGGCGGCUGCCGCGGGGGUGUCGACUCGGCGGCCGAGUCUCCCCGAAUUGGAGGUUCCAAAGAGCAGCGCGAUGGAAUGGCUGCAGGACCCGUUCUUGACUCAGCUGAGGAGUCCAUGGCUGAUGGAUUUCUGGUCUCCUUCUUUUAACAGCAUACUCAACUUCUAAAUUUGAAUCAAAACCAACGAUCAUGUUCGAGUUGAGCAGUGAUCGAUAGAAAGCUUAAUACGGUUUGUUCUUUGCACGACAUCUUAAGAUUCAUGUUUGAGUUCUUACUAUAAUACAAAAUCUUAAAUUUAAAUUCCGAUGAUAGAGUGCUCGACGAAACUAAUAAACUCAAACUGAGAGGUGAUUGAUGGUGAUGAUGGAGCUGACGAAAUCUGUCACUUGAUUGAGAGAGAUUGGGGUAUAGUCUUCGGGCUUGAACUUACAGUAGGUGGCACGAACUUCCCAAGUCAGACAUGGCAGGCCAUCACAGGCAUAGUAUGGUGUAAUAUUAGUCCAUCACAGAUGUAUAUGUCAAACCAUAUCACCUUUAAAGUCAUAUGGACAUUGUUAUCUU